CCCACACAACCUAACACCCCUUGUAAUCAAUGGAUGGAUCAGUCCAAAAUAGAAAGCGUGCCGUAAAAUAUUAAUCUGGAAUAUUGUACGGUACAUUUGCUACACUUACGAAAGGAAAUUACAUAAAAAGUUAUCUGUCUUGUGAAUUUACAUUAGUACAUGUGCUUAGUGUAUUAGUGUGAUAUUGACGUGUGAACACUAUGUAAUACAUUUGGGACGUAAACAAAGCGAUCAAUGGAUCUGAGAUAGUUGUGUAUCGUUACUGUUAAAGGUCGCAGUGUGAUUAUUACGGGACAUUCCUGUCUCGUAAGAACUUUACAUACAUGCAUAUAAUAUUAUGGGGGAUUUUUCCUCCCCCAAGCGGCGGGAUGUAGUCGAGCGCUUAAGGAGGCGAUUCGAUAUUUACAGAAGACAUCAAAAUAAAUCUGCAACCAGAUAUGACAAUACUAUAAAUAGCUUAUAUGAGCGUGAAAGACAAGAAACUUUGUUGUUACGCGAACGGUGGCUACAGAGUAAAGCAAAAAAGGCUUCAAAGACUAAAAAAGACAGUUCUGGAGAGCACAGAAAUUUAGGGCUAACGAAAUUACUCAAGAAAAAGAUCGAUAGUAGCCAAUCAGAGAGCCAGAAUCUUGACACAAGUGCGUUCGAUUUUGAUGAGUCGGACACCAUUACUACACAGAAAACGGUUAAAGGCGGAUCUGGAGUCGACGUGUCUGUUCGCAUUGUUCAGGAAAUCACGGGCGGAAACCCGCAGCAAGUACAAACAAACGUGGCCGUUAGUACUACAGUCAAAACACACAUAGAAUCGAAAGAUAAGCCAUCAACCAGUGUUGAGACAAGUACGAAAUUUGAAUGUAAGCAAGAACCUUGUGAUGACAUUCCUGGUAUACAUUCUAAUAAAUCUGAUAUAAGUCACACGGGCUCCGAAAUCCUUGAUCAAGAAGAGCUGGAAGAAAUAUUAAAAACAAUUGAAAAAGAUGAAAGUAAAUUAAGUGACGAGAUUUUCGAAGAAUUACAAAAAUUUGACCAAAUUUACAGUAAAGUGUCCCAAGAGGACAGUAAUGACUCAAGUAUGUUUGGCAGCAUGACCGGAAGUUCUCCAGGCUUACACAAACAGCCACCUUAUGAUCCCGGAAAUGCUGGAAAUUCCGGAAAUAUAUUCGAGAGUCCACCUUCAAAUCCAGUAAGAACGCCACCCGUCCCAUUUAGACAACCGGGAGCAAUUACUACUAUGACUGAAACUGGACCAGCAGCGGAAACACUUAAACAAAUGGCUGCACAACAUCAAAGUAACCAACACCAUGGUGGCUCGUAUAAACAGUUCAAUACACACAUACAAGAGGGGAACUAUACGAAUCAGUACCCUCCAACUAUGGACACUUCUUAUGGAUAUGGUAACCAACAGAAUAUAAACAAUAUAAGAAACGGUAGCGUUGUUUAUCAGGAAGGGAAUCAAGACAUGUAUGCAGGAACGAAACCAUUAACUCACUAUCCAGGGGUAGCAGGAAACCCCACGCCUUCCUCCUUACAACAAUUACAAAAUCAGGUUCAGUCUUUCAGUCAAAGUCCUCAGAUGGAAAUAACACAAACACAACAAAUGCACGUUAGUGACGGUUCACGGAGAUUACAAAUGUCUCAGACACAACAGAUGCACAUGCGUCAACCGCCACAAAACAUAUCUAUGUCUCAGCAUCAGUCAUUUUCAAUGCCGAACAACAUGGCACAAAGGCAGUCACCGGGUUACAUGAAUGAGCAAAUGAAAAUGCAACAAAUGUACCAAGAAAAAAUGAGACAGGAGCAACGCCACCAAAGCAUGCAGGCGGCGCAAAUGCAACAAUUUAUGAGACCGCCACCCGAAUAUAAACAAUCGGAGGGAUAUUCCGCUAGUAGACAAAACCCCUUACAAACAAUGCAGGACAUGGUCGAACAAACAAACACCAUGCAGACUUCUGGAUAUGGAAGUGUCAAAUCUGAAAACACACCCCAUAUCCAGAAUGGCAUGAUGCAAUCUGCUCAAAUGGCCGCCAUGCAGAGAGGACCUGCUAGCUCAACAAUUAAUUCGGGGCCAGUUAUAUCACAGAAUGAUGCAGGGUAUCAUAUGUCGCAGAUACAACGACAACAGUCGUACCCGGGUGGUAUAGACUCUUCGUUAGUGCGUCAAAAUCGGCAAAAUGGACAUGGGUACACAAGUGCUAUAAUGCGAAACCAGAGACCUCCAAAUGUUAAUGUUGGACCAGAUGGCUUAAAUAUUUCACAACCCCGUUCCCAGGAAUGGCCCCGUCACAUGAUGCAUGGAAAUAUGAACGGAAUGGCCAGGCCACAAAAUCCAAAUAUAAUGUAUAAUAACACGUAUGCCGGUCAAGCUGGAACAACAGUGACUAAUGUUAAUCAGACAAGGCCUAUGCAGAUGACUGCAAUGCAAUCUCAAGCUAUGAUGCAGAAUAAUGCGCAGGCGCAACACAUGAUGAUGCAACAACAGGGCAUACAGAUGUCUCAAAGAAUGGCAAUGGCCAAUCAAAAUAACUCUAGCUUUAAUCAGCGUCCACAACAAGACGACUUCAUGAACAUCUUAGAUAGUGCUUCUCAAAGUGGCAAUUCCGAUUACAUAGAUAAUAUGGCGGCACAAAGUACAGGUGUUAGCAGUGAUGCCGCUUGGUUGGAUGAAAUUUUAAGUGGUAACCGGGACUUGUAAAUAAAUGUGGACUUUCGUAUUCAUGGUAAUUUUAUGGCAGUUUUACUGUACGCGAAAUCAUAAAACAAACUUAAUCACUGCGAGGAAGUUUUAAGGUUCAUCUCAGGAGUUACUUGUAAAUAUUAGGUAGCGAGUUAAAGAAUUGUGGGUAAUGAAACAAUACGAGAUUCUCGUGUGACUGAAUUAGAUUCUCGUGUGACUGAGUUUUGUCGCAUAAUACGCAUACAUGCAUUACACGAAUACGUUAAAUAUAGACACUUGUAAUUCAUACAAAAAGACCUUGAGAUGGCUUCGUUUGUGAUAAGUCAGAAGUACUUAAGAAACCGGAGACUACCUCGAAGUGUGUAUAUCUUUGUAUAAGAAUUGUGCAAAGAUAAGUUUCUUAUUACUUUUUAUCACAAGAAUGUUGAAUCAGGGAAAAUUUAAAUCAAAUGAAACGUAGAAAACAGAUAAAGGCCACACAAAAUUGAUGUUUUGUUAUCAUCAGCCAUAUAAAGGCCACAAUAAUGUAAAACGUGCUUUGUAAUUUCAAUUUAAUUUUUUUUAUGUGUGUAAAGACGCAUAACAUUAACGCUUUUCUUGUUAACACACAUAUUUACAACUUAAUAAAUGCAUUUAUUCCACGAAUCAGUGUGUAGAUCGGGAACAAGGUGGAUGCAUGUGCGUCUGUUACCAUGGUAACAUAUAAAACCGAAGAACUCUUUAAAAUUGAAUUGUUAAACGCUCUGAAAAUUCAAAUUUAAUAAAAAAAUAAAUGGAUAUAAAUACUUGUACAUUCUAAUUAAACUAUAUUUUUUUGAAGUUCAAACCUCUUUUUCUUUUUUUUUUUUGGACAAAUAUCAACUUAAUCAGUUUCUUUCAAAUUAUGUAAUAAUAAAUAUUUUAUGAAACAAAUUCAUAUUAUGAUUGAUAAUUUGUACACAACAAAACAAGGAUGUUUAACAGUUAUUUAUUUUACUGUGGCCUCAGCAGAUUUUUUUGCUUGCAUUUUUAUUAUAUUAUUUGUAAGAAAAUUGUCCUUAAGGAAAUUGUAAGAAAAGGGAUAGGGACAAUUUCCCCUGCUUUUUUGUUUACACAUGAUAUCACUUUUUGAGAAAGAUAAAAAUAUAUAUAUUUCAUGCUUAUUGAAUUUAUGCAGAAUUUACGAAAAUUUUAUAUAUUUUGAUAACCCUUGAACGGAAAGCACAACUUGAGAAAUGUUUGCAUGGUGUAUGUGAAAUAUUUUUGGUACUCAACGAAAAUUGAUAAAACUAGGUGUUGGUGUUUAAUUUUUGCAAGUCAAAUUUUGCUGAUAUUAUUAGAAGACUGUUACUCUUUAUAGGAGUUAUUGUCCUUAAAUUAGGAAUUUUUUUACCCUCUUUUGUGUUUGGAGCAAAAGCUAAAUAAGAUAGAGAGAAACUAAACAGACUUCAAUGAUCAGCAAUAUAAGAUAAAAAAAACAGAGAUUUUUGUCAUUAAUUCUAUUCUCGUCUACAAUGUUGGAGAGUGUCCUUUGUUGAAUAUGCAUAUAGACCAAGGUGAGCGACACAGGCUCUUUAGAGCGUCUAGUUAUUCUUUAUCGGUAAACAUAAACACCAAUGAACUAUUUUUCGAUUUGCGCUUUCCUUGUAAUGAUAACUGUCUCUUUUUUGAUAUUCAGUUAUAUACCUUAAAAACGAGAAUAAUAAAAGCCUUUCAUAUGAAAACUCAAAUUUGCUGGUUGAAUUUGAACUAUUUUUGCUGUCCUCCAUGCUAACGGCGAAAGUCUGGUCGAAUUCAGCAAGCACCUCUACAGUUGAGAUAUGAAAUGUGCUCUGUGAACAUCGCACAAUGAUGGGACAGUUUUCUUCAAAAUUGUCUGCUGAUAAAUAUUUCUCCCGACACUCAAAAAGUGAAACAAACUCAAGGGAAAUUGAACCUUCAUCAUUUGGUUCAGAAAUUCCACAUUUUAUACAACAUUGUUUUAAGUUUUUGUCAUACGUUUCAGAGAGUUGUCGAUCUCGUAAUUUUUAUACAUGUAGAUAAAUUUCAAACUGUAUUUAUUUUUUAAAGCAUUUUCUCAUUCUGUACAAAAUACAUAUAAUCAUUUUGAAUUUAUAGAUUUUAGUAUGUAUGGUAUAUACCAAUAGCAAAGGUGGAUUGUCCAUCAAAUGUAUACAUCUAGCUUUUCUCCAUCCAUCGAAACAAAUCCUCAGUUUAAAAAAGACGAAAAAGGCUAAAUAUGCACAAUAUCUAAGACCCAAUAUAGCCCAAAUGGAAAAAUUAUAUUUAAAAGUCUGCAGCUCUUUUCACAAAAAAUCUUACGUCUAAAAUUGAUCGUAAGUUAUACUAGAAUGUCCAUGAUUUACGAGUAUUGUUUCUAGUAAGAUUUUUUUGUGAAAUUGUUGUCUGUUACUUUAUUCUUGAUGUUUCAGUACCCAGUUACAUGUAGCUGUUAGACAAACAAAAUGUCUCGCCUUAGUAUUGUAGAGAUUCUGUACAAAAUGGCUUUGCCUCAUUUUUAUUUCUGACCAUGUGGUCAUAUACAAUAUAAACGCUUGUUUUUGAAAACUGAAGAUUUGUUUCAGAGUAUUUUCUUAAACGAGAGAAAAACAGUAAAAAUCGACAAACAUUGUUAUUGUUAAUAGUGCGCUACUAUCCCAUCUUUUGGAUUCGGUUGUCUUUGUCUUUGUCCGAAGUCAAAUGUAUAAUACAAUUUGAAGUCGUAUGGUUGAUUCAGUGAGUGUAACAUUUUUCGGGGAGGGUUCGGGAAAUGUUAUUUAAAUGUCCUUUUAUCAUGGAAUCAACACCUUUGAAAAUAUAAGGGUUUGUCAAAUGUUUGUCGUUCAUUACUUGUAUGCUAUAGUAGAUACAUUUGUAAUUGUUUAUUUCCUUUUUGGAAAAUCUAGAUACAUACUUGUUACAUUUAAGUUUUUAUAAUUAAAAUAUUUUACAAUA
This is a messenger RNA of Mytilus californianus (California mussel), 5608 nucleotides long. Its product is annotated as neurogenic protein mastermind-like. The transcript is spliced from 2 exons. Gene Ontology annotation, molecular function: transcription coactivator activity. The coding region runs from base 338 to 2692 and encodes 784 amino acids. The record is from RefSeq and is a predicted model, not a curated record. Gene Ontology annotation, cellular component: nuclear speck; nucleoplasm. NCBI's taxonomy places the organism in Eukaryota, Metazoa, Mollusca, Bivalvia, Mytilida, Mytilidae. Gene Ontology annotation, biological process: Notch signaling pathway; positive regulation of transcription of Notch receptor target.